Messenger RNA from Cercocebus atys (sooty mangabey), 1587 nucleotides. RefSeq names its product IMP2 inner mitochondrial membrane peptidase-like (S. cerevisiae) (gene IMMP2L). The record is from RefSeq and is a predicted model, not a curated record. The coding region runs from base 572 to 1060 and encodes 162 amino acids. Lineage: Eukaryota; Metazoa; Chordata; Mammalia; Primates; Cercopithecidae. Gene Ontology annotation, cellular component: mitochondrial inner membrane peptidase complex; membrane. Gene Ontology annotation, biological process: mitochondrial respiratory chain complex assembly. Gene Ontology annotation, molecular function: serine-type endopeptidase activity. The transcript is spliced from 5 exons.
UGGUGAGAGAUAAAAGCCUACACAUUGGGUACAGUGUACAAUGCUCGGGUGAUAGGUGCACCAGAAUCUCAGAAAUCACUACUGAAGAACUUAAUUCAUGUAACCGAACACCCCUUUUCUUACAAAACCUAUUGAAAUAAAAAAUGAAAAAGAAUUAAAAAACAGUGCAAAGGCUGUCUUAGCUCUUCUAAUUAUUUUGUCCCCCUGUUCUUGCCUCAAGCUUGUUGUUCAUUGGAUUUGUCUGUACCCCUGUCCAAAUGACAGGUAUGCUGGUUUCACAGUUCCCCAAUCAAAUUUUUGUUCCUGUAUGGUUCCUGACCUUCAGAAAAAUUCUUACACAAAAUGUUUCUCAGUUCUUGAUCCAUUAAUCCUCAGGCACAGUUAGACUUCUCUGAAUCCUAGGAUGAAAGCCCGUUAUUAGGCUCAAACUGGGACCAGGACCCGUAGGACAUGUGCCCUUUUGAGAAAAGAGAGGUCAAAUUGGGAAAUCCAUACAUUUAAUAAUGAUAAUUCUAUCACAUCUUUCUUUUGCCCUCUUCAGUUCUUCAUAUGACUGUGAAGAUUUGUGGAUAUGACUGUGAUUUGGGAUUAUUUCUUCUUUUCCCGAGAUGGAACAGUGAUGUGUACUACUGUGGAAUUAUAUGCUAUCUGGAUAUUUUGUUGGGAGCCUUCUUUGAAUCCUGGGGGGAGCCAGUCAUCUGAUGUGGUGCUUUUGAACCACUGGAAAGUGAGGAAUUUUGAAGUACACCGUGGUGACAUUGUAUCAUUGGUGUCACCUAAAAACCCAGAACAGAAGAUCAUUAAGAGAGUGAUUGCUCUUGAAGGCGAUAUUGUCAGAACCAUAGGACACAAAAACCGGUAUGUCAAAGUCCCCCGUGGUCACAUCUGGGUUGAAGGUGAUCAUCAUGGACACAGUUUUGACAGUAAUUCUUUUGGGCCGGUUUCCCUAGGACUUCUGCAUGCCCAUGCCACACAUAUCCUGUGGCCCCCAGAGCGCUGGCAGAAAUUAGAAUCUGUUCUUCCUCCAGAGCGCUUACCAGUACAGAGAGAAGAGGAAUGACUGCAUGAAUCUACCUGAGUUGCUGGCAUUGGGAUGCAAACCAAUGCCUCCAAAAGGGAAAAACUUCCAACAAUAUGAUGCUGUGUGAGAAAAAUUUACAGCACAUUAAGACGAUCUGUAUUAUUAAAUAAAUAAUUUUCAAACGUUAAAUAGUAUUAAAUGGCACCUGAUUUUGUGUUAAAUUUUAGUUCCCUGUUGUUUAAUGCCCCCAAAAUAUGUAGAUCUUUGAGAAUAUAAAAAUACUGUACCCACAUGUCUUAAUGGGGCUAAAUUUCAGAUUAUUUGUUACAUAUACUUAUUCUAUUGAUUGUUGGGUUUUGAUUUUGGUGCUUGCUGCUGAAAUAAAUUGAAAAUUAAUAUUCAAUAAAAAUGAUGUAUUUGCCACUUACUGUUAAGGUAGAACAAGAAGGAACACAUAUUAUACAUAUAAUGAUGGGAAUUAUAUUGUGAUUUGUAGUAUCUACAAAGUAGUAAUUGCCAGUUAGGAAGAACAGUAAACAGUGAUGUUAAAAUAAAACAAUGAUUUG